UUCUAAUCACCCCAAAAGAAAGGAAAAGACAUCAAACUUUAGAGGAUAAUAACAUGUCAAAGGGUGACAAGGUUGAGGUUUUGGACUUUUGGGCUAGCCCAUUUUGUGCAAGAGUGAAAGUUGCUUUGGAAGAGAAGGGGGUGAAUUAUGUAGCCAGUGAAGAGGAUUUGUUUGGAGGCAAGAGUGAGCUUCUCCUUAAGUCAAAUCCUAUUCAUCAAAAAGUUCCUGUGCUCUUGCACAAUGACAAGCCUCUAGCCGAGUCUUCUAUCAUUGUUAGCUACAUUGAUGAAGUCUGGUCUUCCAACCCACUGCUUCCAACUCUUGCUUAUGAUCGUGCACAAGCCAGAUUCUGGACUGAUUACAUUGACAAAAAGGUAUUUGAAACCGGGAGGAGUAUCUGGGGAAGCAAUGGAGAAGAGAGAGAAGUGGGCACUAGGGACUUCAUUGAAGUUUUAAAGCAUCUUGAGGAAGCUCUAGGGGAGAAGGACUACUUUGGAGGUGAUGCCUUUGGUUAUGUUGACAUCAUAGCCAUUGGUCAUUCAGCUUGGUUUUUGGCCUAUGAGAAGCUUGGUGGCUUCAAAGUUGAAGACCACUCGCCAAAAAUCUCAGCUUGGAUUAAGAGGAGCUUGCAAAGGGAAUCUGUUGCCAAAGUUCUGCCAGACCCUGAGAAGGUCUACCAGUUUGUCCUUCAUUUCAGGAAGAUGUUAGGACUUGAAUAAUGAAUGAAAUUAAGCAUGCUUGGUUAAUGGUAUGCCUCAUGGCAGUGAAGGGUGCUUGUUGCUGCUUUUUUUUCUUUCUUUCUUUCUUUGACACUGUAUUAGAAUUUGCUGUUUUAGUUUUUAGUCAACUCUCAUAUGAUGGCUUGAAUUAAAAUAAGGGGAAUAAGAAAUAAUAGUGACCUCUGGGUUUGCUUUUCAACUAUAUUGGGUAUCCUAAUAGAUCAACUAUAAAGGGUUGAAGGAUUUUCACACAAAACAAUAGUGGCAGUACUAGAAAUCAAAAUUCCUUGCUCUCUUAUUCCA
This is a messenger RNA of Glycine soja, 1022 nucleotides long. RefSeq names its product glutathione S-transferase U19-like. Gene Ontology annotation, molecular function: glutathione transferase activity. The coding region runs from base 54 to 719 and encodes 221 amino acids. The transcript is spliced from 2 exons. Gene Ontology annotation, cellular component: cytoplasm. The record is from RefSeq and is a predicted model, not a curated record. Gene Ontology annotation, biological process: glutathione metabolic process. Lineage: Eukaryota; Viridiplantae; Streptophyta; Magnoliopsida; Fabales; Fabaceae.